This is a messenger RNA of Cajanus cajan (pigeon pea), 1650 nucleotides long. RefSeq names its product ABI-1-like 1 (gene ABIL1). NCBI's taxonomy places the organism in Eukaryota, Viridiplantae, Streptophyta, Magnoliopsida, Fabales, Fabaceae. The record is from RefSeq and is a predicted model, not a curated record.
ACUCCAAAAAGCUCUCACUCACGCUCACACCUCACACACACUCUUUCUCUCUCUUCCAUUUUCCCUUUCUCUCUCUUCUGUUGCCAUUUCCCAUUCAUUAUGCAGUAAUCAUAAUAAUAGCACCAUCCAUCAAUGGCGGUUCCGCUGCAUUCCUAGUUACUCUCUUUUCCGCUAUUUCAUUACUUGCCUUUCUUGAUAGUUGCCUUCCGUUACAACAAUGGAGUUGGAGCAUCCCACCGCCGCGCCUCUCAACUCCGCCAUGACCUUCGACGAAGCCUCCAUGGAGCGCAGCAAGAGCUUCGUCAACGCCUUGCAGGAACUUAAGAACCUAAGGCCUCAACUUUAUUCUGCUGCAGAAUACUGUGAAAAAUCUUAUCUCCAUAGUGAACAGAAACAAAUGGUACUUGACAACCUGAAAGAUUAUGCUGUAAGAGCCCUUGUCAAUGCUGUUGAUCAUCUAGGGACAGUCGCAUUCAAGUUAACAGACCUUCUUGAGCAGCAAACAUUGGAUGUCUCAACUAUGGAUUUGAAGGUUGCUACCCUGAAUCAGAAACUUCUUACAUGCCAAAUUUACACUGAUAAAGAAGGUCUACGGCAGCAGCAAUUGUUGGCUUUCAUUCCCAGACAUCAUAAGCACUACAUUUUGCCAAAUUCUGUCAAUAAAAAGGUGCAUUUCAGUCCACACAUACAGAUUGAUGCAAGACAGAAUCCAUUUCAAACCAGAAACCGUUUUCAAUCUUCAGGUACUCCUGCGGCAAAAACUCUUUCAUGGCAUUUAGCAUCAGAGACAAAGUCUACCUUGAAAGGGUCAGCACAUGCUUCCCCAAACAUUGAGAAUCCAAAGUUUUCUGCCAAGGCCUCUGGUGUUUUCCAUCUUUUAGAUAAUGAAGAGAGCACCUGGAUGAAAUCCUCACCAGCACAAAUUCACUUUCCAAAUGGAGUUCCUACUUCUAGUACACCCAUGCACACUUUGGGUAGUACACGCAAGGAUGCAUUGGAGGGUUCCAGACCACUGACGGCAUACAGGUCAUUUGACAACCCAAAUCGGCGUGAGAAUGUCCAAAUCCCUACUCGAAGCAAAAGUGUGCUAUCAGCUUUCUUUGUGAAGCAGAAAGCACCCAAGUUGAAGGCUGGUUCUUUCUCAUGAAUACCUCUAAAGGCAUCCUCUCCCCUAUGCAAAAUUUCAGAAUUAAUUAGUCUCUGAUUCAAGCCUUUGAAUAAUGAUCCUGCGAGUAGCCGGCAUUGAUAAUGGUCGGAUCUUGGUCUUCUACUCGCGAUAUCUUAAUCUUGUGAAUUGGGAUUUGUAGUGUUCAGCACCCGUAAAAUGUAUAUUUGUGGUAUACUAUGCAAAAAAAAAAAAUGAAAAAAAAAAAUAGAAAAUUCCAUUAAUUUUCUUGUCCUUGGAGUUUUGAUGUGUCGCCAAAAUUUCCAAGACGUGGUCUUAUUCUGAUACCUACGCUCUACUCUUUACUAGUAAAAAAAAAUAGCAUCAAGCCAUUCGGAGGACAGAAAUUACUUUUUUAAGGGUGGGAAUGGGUUUCCUAAAAGUUUCUGCCCUGUUUACAUACUCGUUUAUUGAAUAAGUCACAAAUUGUAUUUGUAUUUUUACUUUCGAAUUUAAGUAUGUAUCAGUCAACUUUAUUGUCUCAA